AUGAGUGAAAAUAAGGACACCUAUGUUGGACAUCCAACAAUUGAUGACUCGCAGUCGGAACUGAAGAAGACCAGCUAUACAUCGAAAGACCCCGAGGUGGAGCAGUACUUAUAUGAAAAUCUGGAUGUGCGAGUAGGAGAUUCAAAUGAGUUCCUCGCGUACACUCAAGAUGAAGAAAGACAAGUGAAGAGGAAGAUAGAUUGGAUUCUUCUACCAUUAUUGUGCAUGUGCUAUGUUCUCUCGUUUCUCGAUAAAACACUCCUCAACUAUAGCAGCAUAUUCGGCCUUAAGCACGCAUUACACUUAGAGGGAUCAGAUUAUAGUUGGCUUGGAAGUGUCUUUUAUAUUGGAUAUAUGGUGGGAUCUAUGGUAUGGUCCAAUCUUGUGCGACGUUGGCCACAGCAUGCCGGAAAGUUUAUUUCAGGUGCUGUGUUCACCUGGUCCUGUAUUACUCUGCUCACGCCCCUGUGCGUCAACUUUGCCGGAAUGGUCACCGUUCGAUUAUGUCUCGGACUGGUGGAGAGCAUCAUUGGGCCCGUAUUUGUUAUUGUGACGAGCAAUUGGUGGACUAGGCCUGAGCAAGCAUUCAGGACUGCAUUUUGGUUGGGCGGGACUCCGAUUGGCAACUUCUUCGGAAGACUGAUUUCCUAUGCACUUGGAUCGAUGCACCCUUCAUUUCCUACUUGGAAAUUAUUUUUCGUUUUCUUCGGCGCGCUAAGCUUCGCUUUCUCCUUUGUUCUCAUUUUCUUCAUGCCAGACAAUCAGGCAAAUGCACGAUGGCUAAGCGAGAAAGAGAAGAAGAUCGCGAUUACGCGAGUAAGAGAAAACAAUACUGCUUCUUCCGAUAAUCAGUGGAAAUGGACGCAAUUUUGGGAAGCUCUGCGGGAUCCUCAGACAAUCCUUUUCUUCAUCACCGCAGUUGGAAACACCAUGCCGUCUACCUUUGCUAGCCAGUUUUCGAGUCAAGUCGUCCAGGGGUUUGGAUUCUCGACCCUCCAAACCACGCUUGUUUCCACUUGCCCAGCUGCCGUUAUUCAACUAUCCACAUUCUUGGUAUUCUCAUAUAUCGCCUCUCAUCACAACAACAUUCGCUUGUGGAUUUCGAUAAUGGUAUCCAUCCCACCAUUGAUCGGUGCAUCGUUGCUUCAUUCAUUGCCUCAAUCAAAUCAGGCAGGAAGAUUGGCUGGCUAUUAUCUCACAUACACGCAUUCGAUGUCUUUUACUUUGAAUACCGGCCUAAUGGCCUCAAACUAUGCGGGCAACACGAAAAAGUCAACGGCGAACGGUAUCAUUUUUGCUGGCUGGGCUGCUGGUCUGGUUGCAGGCCCCCAGUUUUUCCUUGAAAGUGAAGCACCAGCAUACAUGCUUGCUUUCAAAAUGCUAAUGGGUUGUUAUGCUCUCAUGGUUAUUAUUCCAAUGCUUCAGUUAUCAUGGUACAAAUACGAGAACCGGCGGCGAGAUCAACUCCUUCAAAGUGAACAAGGAUCCCCAAAAUCCGCUCGAUUGGAAUUCACCGAUAAGACAGACUUUGAGCAAUGGGAAACCUUUAGGUACACUAUGUGA
Messenger RNA from Penicillium concentricum, 1563 nucleotides. Its product is annotated as major facilitator superfamily domain-containing protein. Gene Ontology annotation, biological process: transmembrane transport. Bases 1 to 1563 code for a protein of 520 amino acids. The transcript has 11 exons. Gene Ontology annotation, cellular component: membrane. NCBI's taxonomy places the organism in Eukaryota, Fungi, Ascomycota, Eurotiomycetes, Eurotiales, Aspergillaceae. The record is from RefSeq and is a predicted model, not a curated record. Gene Ontology annotation, molecular function: transmembrane transporter activity.